Stegastes partitus (bicolor damselfish) is the source of this 2022-nucleotide messenger RNA. Its product is annotated as poly(A) polymerase type 3-like. The transcript has 19 exons. The record is from RefSeq and is a predicted model, not a curated record. The coding region runs from base 1 to 2022 and encodes 673 amino acids. NCBI's taxonomy places the organism in Eukaryota, Metazoa, Chordata, Actinopteri, Pomacentridae. Gene Ontology annotation, biological process: RNA 3'-end processing. Gene Ontology annotation, molecular function: RNA binding; poly(A) RNA polymerase activity. Gene Ontology annotation, cellular component: nucleus.
AUGGUCCAAAAAAAGAACGUGGCUUCAACAUCCUCGGCGCCAGUUCAGCCCCCUCCCAAGUGGUUUGGGCCCAGUGAUCCUAUCAGCCAGGAUUUCCCCGAAGACAAUGACCUGAUCCUGACCAAAAAACUGACUGAAACCUUGCAAUCAUAUGACAUAUAUGAGAGCAAAGAGGAGCUUCAGAGGAGAGAAAGGAUUUUGAAAAGACUGGAGCUCCUCUAUAAGGAAUGGCUCCAAGAAAUGUGUGAUGAAAUGAAUGUGCCUGAAGUGGUGAAAGACAAAGUUGGAGGCAAGAUCUUACCAUUUGGCUCUUAUCAUCUGGGCGUGCACGGCAAAGGUGCUGAUAUUGACGCUCUCUGUGUUGGACCCGGAUUUCUUGAUAGAAAAGAGUUCUUCACCUCUUUCUUUGAGAAGCUUAAAGCCCAGGGGGAGGUCAAGGACAUACGGGCCAUUGAAGAGACAUAUGUUCCUGUCAUCAAACUGACCUAUGGAGGCAUUGAGAUUGACUUAGUCUUCGGCCGGCUGGCACAGAGGAGCGUUCCUGAAAAACUCAACCUUCUUGAUGACAAAUACGUGCAGGGCAUCGACAAGUACUGCAUGAGGAGUCUUAACGGCUACAGAGUUACAGAAGAGAUCCUGCAACAUGUCCCCAAUGUUCAUAACUUCAGGAUCGCUUUGAGAGCCAUCAAGCUUUGGGCCAAAAAGCGCAACAUUUACUCCAACUCGCUGGGCUUCUUGGGCGGUGUGUCGUGGGCUAUUUUGAUGGCCAGAAUUUGCCAGUCGUACCCAAAUGCCACAUCAGCCACUCUGGUGAUCAAGUUCUUCAAGGUCUACUCCAUGUGGAUUUGGCCCAUCCCGAUUCAUCUGCAUCGAGUCAAGAACCUCCUCGACCCCAAUAUUUGGAAUCCCAACUUGAAUCCAAGCGACCGCGGCCACCAGAUGCCCAUCAUCACCCCCGCGUACCCUCAGCAGAACACAUCGGUCAACACGUCUCGCUUCACCGUCGCUGUUAUGAUGGAGGAGAUCAAUAGAGGCCACGCUAUCGCUCAAGAAAUAGAGCAGAAUAAAGCCAACUGGUCCAAACUCUUUCAAACACAGGACUUUUUUGAGAAAUACCAGCACUACAUUGUCCUGGAAGCAUCGUAUAAGACAGAGAGGCAGCGUCUUGAGUGGGUCGGCCUGGUGGAGUCAAAAGUGCGAGUGCUGGUGCGACUGUUGGAGAGAAACAAGCAGAUCUCCAUGGCACACGUUUACACAAAGUGCUCGGAUGAACGCAGGAAGCUCAACACAAAAGACGAAAAGAGCAGAACGUGGCUUGUCGGACUUGAACUGAAAGAGGAGAUGUCUAUGUACCUCAAAGACCAGCUCUCCUGCAUCUUCCACAACUUCACUAAUAUUGUCCACAACCUGGCAGAGAAUUCUAAGAUACAUCAGGACGGUGCGUCCGUAUCGGCCGGGUACGUCUCGGGUGACGACCUUUUGUACACUCCAAAACCGAAGUCCACAUCGGAGAGUGUAACAGUGCCGCUGAGUUACACGCCGACUGUCAUCGCGGACAAACAAGGCAAGAAGAGAAGAGUCGAGUCUUGGUCUCAGACGCCUACCAAGAAACCCAAAGCUGACAAGCCACCGGUGUCGAGGAACUUGCUUUUCCAAUCGCCCACUCCCAGCACUUCUGCUUCACCCUUCCUGACUCCAAAGGCCACAAAGAGAGCUGCUUCUCCCCAACCGGAAAUGUCAACCAAGAAGCACAAAGCUGCUGAAAAACCGACUCACGACAAAAAACUUACCUGCUCUGACAAACCCACCGCAAGUGUCUCGCCCAGUCCGAGCCCGUCUCCCGGCGUCACCCCACAAGACACGAGGAAACCCGGCGCUCCUGCGCUUGAGACACAGACGAGGAAACCCACAUAUGACUCGACUCGCCCUGCCGCCGAGUUGCCUAACGUGCCUUCCCACAGCAACGCGUUAGUUCCAGAUGUGAAACGUGCCAUCAAACUGCACCUCAUCAGGCGCAGCUGA